Messenger RNA from Zingiber officinale, 965 nucleotides. RefSeq names its product LIM domain-containing protein WLIM2b-like. Lineage: Eukaryota; Viridiplantae; Streptophyta; Magnoliopsida; Zingiberales; Zingiberaceae. The record is from RefSeq and is a predicted model, not a curated record. Gene Ontology annotation, cellular component: plasma membrane; actin cytoskeleton. The transcript is spliced from 5 exons. Gene Ontology annotation, biological process: actin filament bundle assembly. Bases 174 to 746 code for a protein of 190 amino acids. Gene Ontology annotation, molecular function: actin filament binding.
UUUUUCGCGCAUGGCAGAAGACCCUCGCUUUCUUUCUGUUUUCAUCGGCGUCGCCGCCGGUCUCGGAGAACAACGAGAGAUCCCGAUCUGUUCCUCGUCGGCUUCACUUCCGGAUCGACCCGUCGGCGGUGGACGGGGAGGAGUUGGGUCGGCGGAGGACAAAAGGGGGAAAGAUGGCUUUCAAUUUCACCGGCACGCAGCAGAAAUGCAAGGCCUGCGACAAGACUGUCUACCUCAUGGAUCAGCUCACUGCCGACGGAAUCGUCUUCCAUAAGUCCUGCUUCAAGUGCAAUCACUGCAAAGGAACCCUCACGCUAAGUACAUAUUCAUCAAUGGAAGGUGUUUUAUAUUGCAAGCCUCACUUUGAACAACUCUUCAAGGAAUCUGGCAACUUCAACAAGAAUUUUCAAUCACCUGCAAAAUCUGCUGAUAAAGCUCCAGAACUGACGAGAUCUGCUAGCAAAGCUGCCAGUAUGUUUUCAGGAACACAGGAGAAAUGUGCUACAUGUGGCAAAACAGCAUAUCCUCUGGAAAAGGUGACUGUUGAAGGGCAAGCCUACCACAAGUUCUGCUUCAAGUGUUCUCAUGGAGGCUGCUCAAUUACCCCUUCCAACUAUGCAGCCCUUGAAGGGAUCCUCUACUGCAAACACCAUUUCUCACAACUUUUCAAGGAGAAAGGAAGCUACAACCACCUCAUCAAGUCUGCGUCGAUCAAGCGCACUGCAGCAACUGCCCCAGAUCUUUAGUUCGAGGCAGAUUCGUGGCUAUUUAUAUCUUCUCCAUGAUAGUGUAGCUCUCAUCUUUUUCUUUUCCCUAUUGUCGUUGCUUGAUUUACUAAGACAUUUGUGAUCUUGGUUUCCAGUGUUGUUUUGCUUCCUUUUGUUAUGCGGAAUCUGUAACAAAACUUACUCGGGAGAAAGAAACUGCUCCUCUGUUUAAUCUCUAUGGCAUUUUCCCCCUCUUCA